CCCCGCUUCAAAUUUUUUGAACAAAAGACAAAAUAAAGAAGAAAUUUUUUAUAAAUAAGAUUUUCUUCGGAAUGUAAAGUUAAUUAAUUAUAGAAACAUUAUAGAUUUAAAUAAAAGUACACAAAUGCAAAGGGACAUUUAAAGAAAUCGUUGGGGCUGUGAGAAUUGAAUAGAUUUUCACGAAAAAAGACGUAUUGUGAAAUAGUCAAGAAAUAAUGGAUUUGAAGGGAGCUCUGGUAAAAUUAUCGCCAUUAAUGCAGUUAUUAGAGGAUAUAAACUACCAGAGGACAAAGGAAAUGCGGAAUUUGAUGAAGGAUGAUUCUGGAUUCGUUGUGCUGCAAGGGAAUACACAAUGGACUGAAAUUUUUGUUAGACAUUUCUUAUUCCAAAAUCAUCAAAAAGCCGCAAUUGAUUCUGAUGAUCUCUUAUUUUUUGUUCGAAAGAAGUAUAUUAAGGAAAGUAGUCGGAGUAAACCAAAGUAUGAGGAUGAAAUUGAGGUGUUUCGUAAGGAUUCAAAGAAGCUUCCAAUUGGUGACCCUGAUGUAGACUGGGAGGAAACAGUCUACCUGAAUUGUGUGAUUCAUCAGUUUGAUUAUUAUUUGACACUUGCUAUUUGUACAAGGACAUCGCCCAAAGAGCUUCAAAUUUUAAAAAGACAUUCACAAAGAGUCUAUGCUAGUCCUUCUAGACGAAAAAUGGACUCUAAAGGAGAAUCUGAAGAGAUUACGUACCCGCACAUAUGCUUCAUGGUCGAUAAUUUUGAUGAGGUUUUCAGUGACAUUUUAGUCCGUGACGGUGAGAUGGUGUGCGUAGAACUAGUCGCUAAAGAUCAUGAUGGAAGUAUUCAGGGAGUUAUUUUCCUAGGAUCCAUAAGAUAUGACGCACUCAAGAAGGUUUAUGAUGCACGACAAAGUAGUUUAAGUUCCAAAAUGGCACAACGAAUGACUUUUGGAUUAUUUAACUCAGCACCGCAGACACGAUGUGAAUUUGUUCGAAUGAAAGGUCCGGGAAAUAAAGGAUUUGCAGAAAUGGCAGUGACUAAACCAAAAGGAAGUGGAAUUGAAACACCAACAUCUGAACCUGGAUUUUGUAUGACCGAUAUGUUUGAUUCCGAAUGUGAAGAUGAUUUAGACGAGUGCUAUAAUCAAAAACAUCAACGACGACUUAGUGAUCCAAGUGCAAAUUUAAACAACUUUUCUAAGAAUGGCUGGCGUACAACAAAAUCAUCAAACAAUCAAGCUGGUUACGGAAACUCAAAAGCUCUAUCUCAAAACGAAGGUCUUGACUCGUUGGCUAAUGAAGUUUGGGAAAUUGAGGCCGGUGAUGUUCGUGAUGAUCGUCCUGCUUCGUCAUUAUCGGAUACAAAAUUGACAAGCAUAAGUCGUCGUCGUCAAAGGCAAACGUCCAAAGCAUUGACAUCUCCGACAGCAUGUUGCGAUUGCAUUCCAUCAAAAACUGGUGCUAGGAAUUCAAUUCAACUAUCAGAAAUUUACUGUCCUCCAUGUCCAGAUCAUAUCACAAAUUCACCUGCAUGCUUAUCGACAAUAAGUAAGCAUAAACAUCCAGAUCAAGUUAAGACGUUACUUAAUGUCGAAAGUGAAAUUGAAUAUUCAAAGAAUUUCAAUAAGAAGUUGAGUGCUAAAAAGUCACCACUGAAAGGCAAGAAUAAGUCAAAGACAAAGACAGAACAAGAAGUUUAUGAAAUUGGAAGUGAAGCAGCCGAUGAGGAAGACAUAGAAACAGCAAUUGACAUAAGUAAUAAUAUAAAAAUCGGAAUUAUGACUGAAAAUGAUAAGAAGAACAUGAUUCGAGUGAAUGGGAAAGAAGAACUGCCGUGUGUAGACGACAAAGAUGAUAAGACAAAGAAAUGUUCUAAUAAUAGAUCUUUAUCGUUCCUCAAAAAGUCAUUCGAAUGUAAAAAGUCCCCGAAGAAGGCAAACAAAGGUAAAAUCACAGAGUCAGCAAGCAAUAACAUCAAUAAUAACAACCCUGUUGAGAGUUUUGGAACUAAAAAAGAGUCAUUGACGAAAGAUGAGUCAGAUGGAAAUAACAAUUGUGAUGAGAAAGCAGCUGAUAAUAAUGUUAAAUAUUCAACAUUACCAUUGAUGAAUAAACAGAAAUUUAAGAAAGCGAUAGCAAUACCGCAAAGGAUUACGGCUGAUGGAACUAAAAUUCUGUAUCUGUGCGACUUGCCAAAGAAGAUCAAGAGAGAAUUAGACGAUGGACAAUACAAUCCUUUGUGGACAAGCAAGGGAUUCACUCAAACUUUUCAUUUUUGGAAAGAGAAUAGACGACAAUCGUCAACACCUCUAAAUUCAUUCCUUACUUAUGUGACACUUCCUUGGUACUCAAUAGCAAAGGAUCUCUUGGAUCAUCGUGAAAUGCCUAUUUUAACAUUUUAAGAUAUUCUUUUUAUUUUCGUUUCGUGAGCUUUAUGUGAUUUUUACCCAGUAAUUAUGUUUUGCUAAGUCCAUAUAAUGUUGCAUAGUAUUAGACAC
Messenger RNA from Chironomus riparius, 2498 nucleotides. The record is from the annotation of a GenBank genome assembly. NCBI's taxonomy places the organism in Eukaryota, Metazoa, Arthropoda, Insecta, Diptera, Chironomidae.